Aspergillus steynii IBT 23096 is the source of this 920-nucleotide messenger RNA. Its product is annotated as DUF3602 domain-containing protein. The record is from RefSeq and is a predicted model, not a curated record. The transcript is spliced from 3 exons. Lineage: Eukaryota; Fungi; Ascomycota; Eurotiomycetes; Eurotiales; Aspergillaceae. Bases 205 to 612 code for a protein of 135 amino acids.
GAUUCUCUGCCCUCCCUCACGAGAUCCAGCUCGAAAAGUUUUUUUUUCCCUACCUUCUCCACGACUCGUCUUUGUUCUGUCCUCUCGCAUUCAACACCGUUGCCUCUUCGCUUUCCGACGUCCGCCGUACACACUGCGACCGUCUUCCCCCACAUCCUGACAACGCUGUGUAUUGUCCGAUCGCAUACCCCUCCACCCGUGAAGAUGGGAGGCUCUCGAAAUAUCUCGCACGGUCGCGGAGGCGCAGGCAACAUCUACUCCGCCGAAACCCGCACCUCGCCCAAAGACCUUGUCACCCCCACGAUCAAACAAGACGUCUUUACCACCGGUCGCGGUGGAUCGGGCAACAUGGUGGUCAACGAUCCGCAACACCCAGAGCUCGCGCGCGAGAUGCAGGACGUGGAGUCGCCACCUUUGCGCGUGGAAGACGCUCCGCAUCACACCGGACGGGGCGGUGCCGCCAACGCAUUCAUCCCUAGCGCCGAGGAGGAAAAGAAGGUGCGCGAGCAAGAGGAACAAUUGCGACGCGUUCGUACCGCAUCCCGAGAUCGCCUGAAGGAGCCCGAGCGUCGCGAAGGCAGUGAAAAGCGCGCCGAAUCUUCUUCGAGCUAAUGUGGAUCGGGCUCGACUGGCCCAAGGCUUGCAAUGAUCUGGAUCUGGAUUGCGCAUGUCGUAUUCAUUCGUUUCCCGAUGGAAUGAUAGGAAUCUCUCGAUGGGUCGCGGUACGAGAAACACCAAGGUCCAGUGUACUUGGUUUCACGGGCCAAAGUGCCGCUGGCGGUGCUUUAACAUACCGGCUAUCUCUUUGGAUGAGAUGCCUGCUGUAGUAUUUUGUCUGUUCCUGCGCGGCUGGCUUGUUCUUUUAUGUUCUGCCGUAAUGUUUUAAUGAUGCAGUCGGAUUUCUAAUAAUCAAUACCAAU